Molecule: messenger RNA, 2168 nt
Organism: Scylla paramamosain (green mud crab)
Lineage: Eukaryota; Metazoa; Arthropoda; Malacostraca; Decapoda; Portunidae
Exons: 10
Coding region: 218-1537 (439 amino acids)
Source: RefSeq, a predicted model, not a curated record
AUUUGGUCCCGCGGAGAACAACCAAAACAAAACCAGGAGGGUGACACAACACGGCUAGCUGAUUGUCCCGUCGACAUUACCGUCCUCAACUCCCAUCAAGAUGAUUACGUCCUAGCAAGGCUAAGAUUAUUUCCACAAAUCCGACAGGUCUCCCUCGCGCUUGUAAAAGGAAGGUGCAGUCAAUACUCAACCUUUCCCACAGACUCGGCAUUCCAGCAUGGAUUUGCAAGACCUGUUUUCGGACCUGGCUACGGAGCAAGUGGAGGAUGCAGCACUUGAAGGGCUUGAUGAAGAAGUGGCUCUUUUUGACUUGGAUGAAGCACAUCCAUCCUCUCCAUCACCAUCCUCUGAAGGAGACUCAAAGCUUGGUGAGAAGCAGCAAGAGGAUCCCAAAGAGAUUGUCUUGUCACCUGAGGGCAUUGCAUUCUUCAGGAGUAACACGUUUACCUUAUACAAAGAAGAUACUCUUCUGUGGCCUGUGCAAGAUUCACUUGACCCCUUUUUGUCUUUAAUUGAUGGAAGUAUUGUGAAUGAAUACAUCAAGAAUGGAUACUUCAUGAGAGAAGUCAGUUCCAUCAGUGUGCUUGCCAAGUAUCUGUUCCACAUCAUGUGUUGCACUGCUGACAAGAGCCUGCGUCGUUCAGCCUGUGACAGUCUCAUCUACCUCCUCACUACCUGCAACUCAAUGCCCUACAUCAAGCAGGAGCUCUGUCUGGUGCUGGUCAACCUGGGCGGUGACAUGAGCAAUCUGUGGGAGGACGUGCUGCACUACAAGUCCCGAGUGAUUCCUCCACCCUCCUGUGCUUCUCCUGAGGAUGAGGCAUCCCAGAUGACAGACUCACAGCUGCGAGAGGUGCUGGUGGUGCUUCUGCGGUUCCUGAGCCAGUGGUUGAUAAGGUACAAGAAUUACACUGCCAAAGAUGUAGAUGACCUCCUCCUCAUCUUCCUCAUCAUUGGUUUAGAUCCCAAGGUCAUUGAUAAUGCUCUUGAUGCCGACAUUGGUGCCUGCAUCACACACACUCUCAAGCUGUACUCCUCAGACAAAGAGUUCUUCCAGAGGAUGAGGAACAUAGUGAAAUGGCUCCUUGAAUACUGCAGCGGCGACCUGCCAUCUGUGGUGUACCUGUGUCAGGCCUACCUCUCCCCCACCGGCCGGGGCAGGAAGAUGCGUGGUGUCCUUGCCUUCCACCAACUGUGCCAGCAUCUCAGACUCAGCAAAGAGAGUUUUGUGGCUGACGUGCAGGCAAGGGACAUAGCAGACCUCCUCACUAGUUACUUCCAGAUCUCCCCAGACUUGACUGUUGCAUACGAUUCCUAUUAUAUCAUCAAGCUGGUGGAUCUCUCCCUGCACCUGGACCUUGUACAGCAAGACCAGAAGGACGACCUGAAGACAAUCUGUGACCUGGCUGAACAGAAGUUUCACAGGUCGCAGGGAAGUGCAGAUGACAUGAACCCAACCAUCUCCUUCCAGUGCUUGGUGGCCACAUUGUCCAGGUGGAGCAGUUGUUACACCAGGCUGGCCAGUCUUGAUGAAUGACCACAACAUCAGUAACUUGCUGACCUUCUCAGUUUAGCUGAGUGACUGUGGAACAUAAAUCAUCGUGAAACACUUCUGUGCUGCACCUCAGCUACUUUCAUAAGGCUCCAGUUGAAGUUACAUGGGUUUUUAAAAGGUGUUUUUAUGGUUUUAGUGAUAAAUUAACAAGAUUCUUACAUUAUUAAAAGGAGAAACUUUCAUGGGACUGCAGCUAACCAUCUCUGUGGCUUUUGAAAAUAGUCUUGGUGAAAGCAGAGUGUUUCUGAAUACAGAUGAGUGUCAUGUGGUGAGCAGUGAACUAUAUUUGAAAAGUCACUUGACCCCAAUACUGAGAAAGCUUGUGAAUUCCCCAAAACACAUCAAGGAAGUCCUCAAGAGGAAAGGGAGCAUUACCAAGUAUUAGAGAUUAUUGGUGAGUUUUGGUGCAAAAGCAAAUAUUGGUAAACUUAAUUGUGUGGUUGUUAUAACAAAGAGAGGGUGUAUUUACAUGUAAGAGAAGUGAUGUGAAAAAGUAUAUUGACGCAGACUGUAGAAUAAGAAUUUUUAUAUUUUUAUAUACCAGAUAAUGAAAGAAGUAUAACCAGAAUAAUUCAUAUGCACAAAAUCAUUUCAAAUAAAAGAAAAAAAUAUG